AUGAACAUUUCAGACUAUAUUUUCAAUCCAAUUCAACAGCUCCAGAAAACUGAGAUGAUUCAGCAGUUGGGUCCUUCGAACUGGAAUACAUCGACGACGUCUCCAAAAUUGACAAGUUGUGGAGUCACCAUUAAUGGCCAAUUGAGUUAUUCUCAAGUUAAUAGGCCUAAUUCUGCAUUGAUUAAUGUAGAAAAUUGCAUGAGUGCUGAAUUCAGCCUCGAAAAUGGACAAGUUUUUGGUGGUCUUCAAGAAAUCGAGGCUGGUAUUUCAAACCCGGGCUCUCUCGAAUCAAUUGAUUGCUUGUUAUCAGCAACCAAUAGCCGGACAGACACAUCAGUUGAAGAUGAUGGGAUUUCCAUGUUUUUCUCUGAUUGCAAAGAACUAUGGAAUCCAAAUUCAAGCGCCAUCAUCAUAUCAAACGGAACAUCUGCAUCCACGGUAAAACAUUGCACCAAUAAAACAGUAUCACAAGCUUCAACCGAUGAAUAUGUCACUCAAUCAAGGUCUUCAGGCGCUAAUAAGCCUAAUCCCAACAAGAGAAGCAGUUCGGAAAGUCAACUGAUCAUAUCAAAUGGACUCCAGUACCAAAAUCUAGAUUUUCAUCAGUCCAAUUAUUGGACUAAUCCCCCCAAAUCCAAGAAGCCCAGAUCAGAUAACCAUUCAGGUCCAUCAAACAUAAACUUCCAGCGUCCUACUUCAUCUACAUCCUCCAUGGACGAGCCUGAUUCGGAAGCUAUCGCGCAAAUGAAAGAGAUGAUUUAUCGAGCUGCAGCAUUCAGGCCGGUGAAUUUUGGCGCCGAGGUGGUCGAGAAGCCCAAACGAAAGAAUGUAAGAAUUUCAAACGACCCACAAACUGUUGCUGCAAGACAAAGAAGGGAAAGGAUAGGUGAAAGAAUUAGGGUUUUGCAAAGACUGGUCCCAGGAGGUAGCAAAAUGGACACUGCAUCAAUGCUUGACGAAGCUGCAAAUUAUCUCAAGUUCCUCAGAUCACAAAUUAAAGCACUUGAAGCAUUUGGCCAGAAGAUUGACACUACUGUCAAUUUUCCUACAGUUACAAAUACUGCUUUCGCGACAUUCAAUCCUCCAUUUGCCAUGCAAAAUCAGUCCUAUCUGCAAAACCCUAAUCCAAUCCACCAAUCAAAAAGUUAA
This is a messenger RNA of Fraxinus pennsylvanica, 1149 nucleotides long. Lineage: Eukaryota; Viridiplantae; Streptophyta; Magnoliopsida; Lamiales; Oleaceae. The record is from the annotation of a GenBank genome assembly.